AUGGAGAUGGCUCUGCCCCUCAUGGGAAGAGUGUUUUCUCACCAAGUGGCAGAGCAACAGGUGAACCGAGAGGAAUCCAGCAUGGAGCCCGGAGUUUCAAUGUCCAAAGGACUCGUCUUCAAUGGCUCAACUCUACUCUGGUCUUCUAUGCUAGAGGAUACCGCAGGGCUUAGAUCCGCUAUCAUACCUGGCGAAGCUACCACACCAGACGAUGACAUAUUUGAGUAUGAAGAAAACAUUGGGGCCAGUCUGAUCCUCGGUUCAGCAGUCCCUUUGCCCCUCCAAAAAGUGCUGUUCCAGUAUCUGCCACCAAGGCAGGAAGCCGAUCGCCUCACAGCCGCGUACUUUGGAAUCCUGGUAACGGGAGCAAACACUGGUAUGGGCUUCGAGAUGGUCAGAGCGCUUUGUAACUCUGAAGUAGCCUACGAGGUACCUAUUGGCGGAAGUUCGCUCGUCAAAGCCGGACAAGCGGCCAAUGCUGUCAUGAAGGAAUUCCCGUCCACUCGCAGUAGAGUCUUCAAAGUCUAG
This is a messenger RNA of Letharia lupina, 528 nucleotides long. RefSeq lists its product as uncharacterized. The record is from RefSeq and is a predicted model, not a curated record. The transcript is spliced from 2 exons. NCBI's taxonomy places the organism in Eukaryota, Fungi, Ascomycota, Lecanoromycetes, Lecanorales, Parmeliaceae. The coding region runs from base 1 to 528 and encodes 175 amino acids.